UCCUAUGUCUGAAAAUGGCGCUUUCUUGUGCGAUUUCUAAUGAAGUUCCGGAACACCCGGUCGUAUCUCCUGUAUCAGGCUCUAUAUUUGAAAGACGUUUAAUUGAAAAGUAUGUAACAGAGAAUGGGGUGGAUCCUAUUACUGGAAAGGAGUUGGCUAUUGAUCAACUUAUCGACAUUAAAACCACUCCAAUAGUUAAGCCUAAACCACCAAGUGCCACAUCCAUUCCAGCUAUUUUAAAGAUUCUACAAGACGAAUGGGAUGCUGUAAUGUUACACUCAUUUACCCUUAGGCAACAACUUCAGACAGCCCGACAAGAAUUAUCUCAUGCUCUAUACCAACAUGAUGCAGCAUGCCGUGUAAUUGCUAGAUUGACAAAAGAAGUAACAGCUGCCAGAGAAGCUUUGGCUACUUUGAAACCACAGGCUGGAAUUGUCCAAGCUACUACUAUUCCACAACCUGCUGUUGCUGUUGAAGCUGGUGGCACUGCUGCUCAGCCCAUGGAACAAGCUGGUAUUACCGAUGAUGUGAUACAAAAGCUUCAAGAAAGAGCUACAGUGCUCACUCAGGAACGAAAACGUCGCGGACGUUCAGUUCCUGAAGAUUUGCUUCCACAAGAUAGUAUUCGCGCGUUUCAGACGCUUGCAUCUCAUCCUGGUCUCCAUUCUGCUAGUGUGCCUGGAAUACUUGCACUAGAUAUACACAGUGCAGAUACUAGCAAGAUUUUAACAGGUGGUGCUGAUAAAAGUGCUACAGUAUUUAACAAAGAUACAGAACAAGUUGUUGCAAUACUGAAAGGACACACCAAAAAAGUUACUCGUGUAAUUUAUCAUCCAGAAGAAGAUAUAGUAAUGACCGCAUCGCCUGAUACCACAAUACGAGUAUGGAAUGUCGGAACUAGUCAGACAACAUUGUUGUUGAAAGCUCACGAUGCUCCUGUAACUGGACUAUCUUUACAUCCAACAGGCGAUUAUUUAUUAAGCUCGUCGUUAGAUCAGCAUUGGGCGUUUUCGGACAUACGUACUGGCAGAUUAUUAACUAAGGUUGCUGGCCAAGUUAGCCAACCCCUUACUACAGCGCAGUUCCAUCCUGACGGAUUGAUUUUCGGUACUGGUACUGCAGAUUCUCAAGUGAAGAUUUGGGAUUUGAAAGAGCAGUCGAAUGUAGCUAAUUUCCCGGGUCAUUCGGGACCAAUUACGGCGAUUAGUUUCUCCGAGAAUGGUUAUUACUUAGCUACAGCCGCUGAGGAUUCGUGCGUAAAACUUUGGGAUUUGCGUAAAUUGAAGAAUUUUAAAACACUUCAAUUAGAAGAAUCGUAUGAAGUCAAAGAUAUUUGCUUUGAUCAAAGUGGAACAUAUCUAGCAGUAGCUGGCACAGACGUGAGGGUAUACUUGUGCAAACAGUGGCAAGAACUGAAAGUUCUUAAUGAUCACACAGCCGCUGCAACCGGUGUUCGUUUUGGAAAACAUGCACAGUACAUAGCUUCUACUAGUAUGGACAGAACAUUAAAACUUUAUGGACUACCUUGAAUGCAUAGUAAC
Molecule: messenger RNA, 1541 nt
Organism: Colletes gigas
Lineage: Eukaryota; Metazoa; Arthropoda; Insecta; Hymenoptera; Colletidae
Gene: Prp19
Product: pre-mRNA-processing factor 19
Exons: 8
Coding region: 15-1529 (504 amino acids)
Biological process (GO): mRNA splicing, via spliceosome; DNA repair; protein ubiquitination
Cellular component (GO): Prp19 complex; cytoplasm; U2-type catalytic step 1 spliceosome
Molecular function (GO): ubiquitin protein ligase activity; protein binding
Source: RefSeq, a predicted model, not a curated record